This is a messenger RNA of Entelurus aequoreus (snake pipefish), 806 nucleotides long. It is a transcript of the gene urm1, whose product is annotated as ubiquitin related modifier 1. The coding region runs from base 33 to 338 and encodes 101 amino acids. The record is from RefSeq and is a predicted model, not a curated record. Gene Ontology annotation, cellular component: cytoplasm; nucleus. Gene Ontology annotation, molecular function: protein tag activity. NCBI's taxonomy places the organism in Eukaryota, Metazoa, Chordata, Actinopteri, Syngnathiformes, Syngnathidae. Gene Ontology annotation, biological process: protein urmylation; tRNA thio-modification. The transcript is spliced from 5 exons.
CGGCCCCUCCACUUCCUGCAUUUGCGGCCAAAAUGGCUGACACCGUGGCUAUUCAUCUGGAGUUCGGGGGCGGAGCAGAGCUGCUUUUUAAUGGCAUUAAAGAACACCACAUCAACCUUCCCGCCCAAACAGAACCUUGGGACAUGAAGCAGCUGCUGGUGUGGAUCCAACACAACCUGCUGAAGGAGCGGCCCGAGCUCUUUGUCCAGGGACACUCCGUGAGACCCGGCAUUCUGGUUCUGAUCAACGACGCCGACUGGGAGCUCAUGGGGGAGUUGGACUACCGCCUCCAAGACCAGGACAACGUGGUGUUUAUCUCCACACUCCACGGGGGCUAGAGCACACGCCAGCAAGGCUCAACCCCGAUGGACGAGGCGUCGGGAGGAAAGAGGGUGACAUUUUGGAUCUUUUUGUGGUAUUGUGUUUUUCACAUGGCGGCCUGGCAAGAGGCAGGAAGUGGUCAGCUGACACAGGUGAUUGAAAUGAACAUUUUUAUUAUGGUUGCAAUAGAAGAAGCUGUAUAACACAAACCAAUACAAAUCCAAACGUUGGUGAAGAAAGUGAGUGUUUCUUCCAAGAGGUGGCUGAUGCCACACCCAUCAUGUUUUGGCAGCAUGACCCUCACCAUCACACGUCUAGUGGCAGACACAGCAAAGUUGUGUUUGGAGGCCCUCAUUGCUUUUCUUUACACUUUAAUUCUGGAAAACCAUUUUCGCUUCUUUUAAAAAAAAAAUCAAUAUAUUAUCGGCCGAUAUAUGCGUUAAAAUGUAAUAUCGGAAAUUAUCGGUAUCGGUUUUUUUAUUAUC